Messenger RNA from Akanthomyces muscarius, 3480 nucleotides. RefSeq lists its product as uncharacterized. The record is from RefSeq and is a predicted model, not a curated record. The coding region runs from base 1 to 3480 and encodes 1159 amino acids. NCBI's taxonomy places the organism in Eukaryota, Fungi, Ascomycota, Sordariomycetes, Hypocreales, Cordycipitaceae. The transcript has 2 exons.
AUGGCUUCCGCAUUUACCUUGUCGCAAAGCGAUCUCCACGACUCGCUUCAAGACACUGACCUCGAACCCCGCAACUCCUCGUCCUACCCGAACCAAUCUCUCAACCACCAAUUCUCUGCUGCCGACGACGUCACGCCAGGCUUGUCGCGCAUCAACAGUGAAUCACUCUCUCCCUCCAUUGUCCACCUCGAUACCCCCGACGCCUCUCACUCCACACCCGGCCACUACCAAGCCAGCGACUACAGUGACCUCGACGCUGACGAGGACCCUUUCUUCGGCGUCGACUUUACAAACCCGCACGCCGGUGGCCCUAGUUUCUUAACAGAGGCUGGCAUAUGGGAGCAGUCCGUCCUCCCGACUGAGUCUUCUGCCGAAAUACAAUCAGAUGACAGUUACGCCGUCUCCUAUCCAUUAACUCCUGAGCACUCCUCCUCUCUUAAUAUAGCUUCACCUGCUGCCAACGUCGCUGCCAACCCGCCCGCCUCUGUGUCGCCACGGGAGCUUCAACGAAACUUCAAGGGCGCCACGCUCUCCAGUGAAUCUUCUCAACUGACACCAGCCCCGACAGGCAGCGGGCGUUCCAGUGAGGACGGCCUUGUUCCUGUCCCGGUGCCCAUGCCUGUACAGAGCCCCAGAGUCACAGUCUCAAACUGGGACAACGAUAAUGGCCUGGCUCCAGUGCCCUCUAUAGAGCGCACCUUUGAUGACAAUAGCACAGUUCGGGGAGUCCAUUCCGUGGGCGAGCUGAUAUCCAUCAGUCGCCCGGGAACACCAAACACAGCUAGGCGAGAUUCUCUGGGCCGAUGGGAGCCAGAUUCGAGAACUGGCCACUCGGGCAUCGACCCCAGGAACAGAUCUUCCGAGGAGGUUACCAGCAUCAACGACUUGGCUUCGCAAAGUGCUCGCAAGGAGCGCAACCAGGAGGUCGGACGCUGGCUGCAGGACGACCUGCAUGACAUCACAGCGCCAACGGAAAAGACUUCGGAAGAGAUACAGGCUCUCAAUCAGCCGCGCGAUGAUGACGAUGGUAUUCCUCUGGGAAAUAACACCGAAAAUAGGCAUGUUGAGGGUCAAAUUUACAUUGACCCUACUGGCGGUCCUUUGAACGACAACGACUUCAAAAUAAUCCAUUCCGCGAAUCACUGGGAGCCUGCGCCCGUAUCACAUCCAAUCAUCUCUGGGGAGCAGGGUCGCUUCCAACCGGAAUCGUCACAAGCUGCUAUCGAACGAUUCGAACGGCUGUACCGUGACACUGACUCUGUGCUUUCCCGCUCUGCCACCUGGGGAACCCGUCGUCGCAGUUUUCCCAGUGUGAUUGAUGCGGAAGGCGUCAUCAGUGGAAACUUUCUCAAGAAGCUCUCCAUCAGCAAGGCAGAGCCUAAGAAGACUGGCAAGCCUACUGGCUUCCUGGCCGAGCUUCGCGGCCUUGUUCGACGAACAAGCAGCUCCUCCAUGCGCAAGAGAUCGAGAAGCCGCUCCAAGAGUGCUCAGGGCGAUGACUUAUACCGACAAGACAGCCAGCAGUCAGACGAGCGCAGAGACAGCUCCCCUCAUCUAUCCCCGACCUCGCGAACAUCUAGCUGGGGAAAGCAGCCCACACCUAGCAUCAACUCAGUCUUCGCCACAAUGGCAACGCCCCUAGCUUCUGUCGGAUCGACACAUGCUCGAAGCGGUUCAAUUAGCGGUGUCACCCCGGUGGCUUCUCCCAAGAGUGGUUUCUCUUUGGCUGUCGACAAGGUGCUGCGCCGACCUCGCAGCAAAUCUGAACUUCCCAAAACGACGCAGUUGUCUGGUGGCCCGCCAGUCGUUGCAGCACUCAGCAGGCCUGCAUCCACAGCAGCUCCGCCCGAGGCAGAUGAUGAGGAUGAUGACGACGACGAUGAUUUGCUCGAAGACUCGGAAAUGAAGAAGAAUCCAAACGAAAUCGACAUCAUCCCCCACACAUACUCAGGAUUCCAAGAGCAUGCGCUGAAGUUAAACCCUGGUCUAGGAAACGGUGGCCUUUACCUUGUGGAUCGCAUUGCGCAUCAGCAGGUCGUUCGAUACAAGCACCUUCUUAACCUCAAGGUGAACCAUAUGCGCCAGGGAGCCAGCUGCUCCUGCGGGUCAUUGUGCAUGGCACUCGGCGGCUCAGCCAAAAUUCUGGGCGAUCAGAAAGACAAAGAUCGUAUUGGUCCUUUGGCUGCUCGCUUCGAGGACGACGACAGUCCCGCUGAAGGCAUCAUCAGCAACGAAAGCUUCCCCCCCGACAUCCCGAUGCCUCCUACGCAGUAUCUUCCUGCUGAGUUUGAAUGCCAGCUGUGCUACCAGAAGAAGAAAUUUCAGAAACCGUCAGACUGGACCAAGCACGUGCAUGAAGAUGUCGGUCCGUUCACCUGCACAUGGGAUAAAUGCAAGGAUCCCAAGACGUUUAAACGCAAGGCCGAUUGGGUGCGCCACGAGAACGAAGGCCAUCGGCAUCUAGAAUGGUGGACCUGCGAUGUCGAAGACUGCCGCCACACCUGCUACCGCAAAGAUAACUUUUUGCAGCAUCUGGUGCGUGAACACAAGUUUGUCGAACCCAAGGUCAAGACCAAGGCCGCCAUGAAGCGGGCUGGAGGUGUUGAGCCGACAUGGCAAAAGGUGGAAGAGUGCCACAUGGAGACGCCCAAGAGACCGCAAGACGAGCCUUGCAAGUUCUGUGGACGCACCUUUCCUACCUGGAAGAAGUUGACAGUGCACCUGGCCAAGCACAUGGAACAGAUUUCAUUGCCUGUGCUGAGACUGGUGGACAUGAAGGCCCAGGAACUGGGAGCAGAUUCCAUCAUCAGUCCUGUGCAGGACCCGCCAGUGCGGCAAAUGCUGCCCGUGCCCAGUGACCAGUCGGGUGUGGGAAGCAUGGCGUUUGGCCACAACCAAGCACUGCAUCCGGGCCAUGCGCAGAUGGGAUACGCCCAGAACAUGGGUGGAUUUGGGUAUGGAAUGGGACAAAACAACUCCCAAUUCUACCAGACCCAGUAUGGAAGCAUGGGCCAUACCAUGCAGACUUCCAUGGCGGACAUGAGCAGUGGUUUGAACGGCAUGGCAAACACCAUGAACAUGAACGGUGCCAAUGGGUUCAACCAUAUGAAUGAUAUGACUGGAAUGAGUAGCUACAACGCUGAUCGAAGUAUGCACAGUCUGGGAUCGAGCGCUGGCCAGUUUGGGCAGGCGGGCCAGUCUUAUAUGAACCUGGACAGCAACCUCGACGGCAAUCUCAACAGCAACGGGCUGGAGCCGUUUCCGUCUCUGGACGGGCUUGGUGUACAGAGUAUGGCAGGAGACGGGAUGGGAGGACAGGCAAUAUACGAGAACGGGAUCAUGGGCCAGCCUCGGACCAGCCUCAACGGGAGUCCUUUUAGCGGGCACGAGACGUUGUCGACUUAUUCGCAUUCGCCCCACAUGCAGGCGACCAACCCGGAGCAUACGACGUGGGACAACCAGGGGAUGUUUUCUUCAUGA